AUGAGUGCUGAACUGGCAAACUACAAGAGACUAGAGAAAGUUGGUGAAGGUACGUAUGGUGUUGUGUACAAAGCGCUGGAUCUUCGCCAGGGCCAGAGGGUGGUCGCCCUGAAAAAAAUCAGGCUUGAAAGUGAAGAUGAAGGUGUCCCCAGCACAGCCAUCAGGGAAAUAUCCCUCUUAAAGGAGUUGAAGGAUGAUAACAUUGUGCGUUUGUACGACAUUGUCCACUCGGAUGCACACAAGCUAUAUUUAGUUUUCGAGUUCUUGGAUCUUGAUUUGAAAAGAUAUAUGGAGGCCAUACCAAAGGACCAGCACUUGGGCAGCAACGUUGUGAAGAAGUUUAUGAUGCAAUUGUGCAAAGGUAUAGCCUAUUGCCAUGCCCACAGAAUUUUGCACCGUGACUUGAAGCCUCAGAACCUGUUGAUUAAUAAAGAGGGUAAUUUGAAGUUGGGUGACUUUGGGCUUGCAAGAGCGUUUGGGGUGCCCCUAAGAGCGUAUACACAUGAGAUUGUUACUUUGUGGUACAGAGCUCCAGAGGUGUUGUUGGGCGGUAAGCAAUAUAGUACAGGUGUCGAUACAUGGUCAAUUGGUUGUAUAUUUGCCGAGAUGUGCAACAGAAAGCCAUUAUUCAGCGGUGACAGUGAGAUUGACCAGAUUUUCAAGAUUUUCAGAAUAUUAGGGACGCCAAAUGAAACCGUUUGGCCCGAUAUCGUUUACUUGCCGGACUUCAAACCAAGUUUCCCGCAAUGGCGCCGAAAGGACCUUGCCCAAAUGGUUCCAAGUUUAGACGCUCAUGGAAUCGAAUUGCUGGACAAGCUACUAGCUUAUGACCCAAUCAAUCGGAUUAGUGCAAGGCGUGCCACGAUGCAUCCGUACUUCCAGGAUGUCUAG
Messenger RNA from Huiozyma naganishii CBS 8797, 891 nucleotides. It is a transcript of the gene CDC28, whose product is annotated as cyclin-dependent serine/threonine-protein kinase CDC28. The record is from RefSeq and is a predicted model, not a curated record. The coding region runs from base 1 to 891 and encodes 296 amino acids. Gene Ontology annotation, cellular component: cytoplasm; cyclin-dependent protein kinase holoenzyme complex; nucleus. The transcript has a single exon. Gene Ontology annotation, molecular function: cyclin binding; cyclin-dependent protein serine/threonine kinase activity; ATP binding. Gene Ontology annotation, biological process: G1/S transition of mitotic cell cycle; protein phosphorylation; regulation of gene expression. Lineage: Eukaryota; Fungi; Ascomycota; Saccharomycetes; Saccharomycetales; Saccharomycetaceae.